This is a messenger RNA of Diprion similis, 3012 nucleotides long. RefSeq lists its product as uncharacterized. Bases 18 to 2804 code for a protein of 928 amino acids. The record is from RefSeq and is a predicted model, not a curated record. The transcript has 14 exons. Lineage: Eukaryota; Metazoa; Arthropoda; Insecta; Hymenoptera; Diprionidae. Gene Ontology annotation, molecular function: ligand-gated monoatomic ion channel activity. Gene Ontology annotation, cellular component: membrane.
GGUGUCCGUGAACCGCAAUGAAGGGAAAGGAAUGGCUCGACCUCGCGUUCUUCUUCAUGUUCAACGUUGCAAGAGCUGGCUCUCAGUGCAUUUCGCCAUCGCCUCUGGGGCUGCAGUUGAUGAUGGAAUACGCGAAGUGGAGGUCGUUGGACCAGCUCAUCAUCUUUGACAAUCUGAUACCCAAGAAAUGCCAGCGACUGUAUGCCCGGUCAUUGAUGUCCUGCUGCAGCGAGAAAGGAAUGAAAAUCUCGAUACAUACAGCGCUUGAUGAACACCUAACAGAUAUUUUGCCACAAGUAUUUUUGAUUCGGAGGCAUCGCGUUGGGACGGUCAUUUUUACAGACGGGUUAAACCUGACAUCGCCCGACAAUAUCCUGCUGUUGGCCUCACAGAAGCAACUUUUCAAUUACUACAUCUCAUGGCUGAUAGUGGCAACAAAACGUAACGACGCCAUAAUUGACACGCUUCUUCGUGUUCUCAACAUCGGCAUCGACAGCGACCUCAUUGUUGCGACUUCACCUCUUUCUACAUCGCAGGCUUUGAAUGUGACAAAUCAGUAUCUGAAUAGGACAUGCACAGGACUUCAAAAAUACGCGAAACACUAUCGAAUGCCAAAAAUGAGGCGGAUUAAAAACCGAGAAAAUGCGACGUCCAAUCUGGAAUAUGUUGUUCAGGAAAAUAAAACCGUUUCUUUCUACUUGUGCCACGUCUACAAGAUACGAAACUCAGAGAAUUCCAGCCUCGUGAUCGACCCUCUAGGAUCGUGGAAUCCUGGCACCUACACGUUGAGGCUACCAAUAAGCGUAGAGCUGAGAAACAAUUUUCACGGUUUUCCAUUGCUCGUUGGAAUUUUGAACUCCAGCAGCGAAGUACAGCGCGAUGACGUCGACGAGGAAGAAAUGGACGAUAUCCUGCCCCUCUUGGACAUCAUGGCUUUCGUUGUCAGCGGUAUUAAUGCCAGCAUAGAGCUGGUGCCUCACGAUAAACUUGGAACCGUGGUGAACAAAGCUUGGAGUCAUCUUCUUGGCGAUGUGGUUUCUGGAGUGGUUGACAUAGGACUGGGAAACAUAAACGUGAACGACGAACGUCAGCGAGGAAUGAGCUUCACGCAUCCCAUCAUUCAGUCAAUGAGAAACAUUUACUUCCAUCCACCAGAAUCUGGUUCCAUGAGAGACAUAUUUUUACAACCUUUCAACAAUCGACUGCUAGGAUGCGUAGCUGUUACCUGUAUUCUCAUGGUGCUAGCAAUGACGGCAAUAAAUUACGCAGGGAAACUUGCUCUCAGCGAUGAAACGGAAACCCAUACUGGAUUGGGUGAAGCCGGUUUAUGGUGCAUCGGCAUCAUGUGCAUGCAAGGGUCACCAUGGAGUCCCCGAAGUCCAUCCGGAAAGAUAGCGCUUUUGAGUAGCCUGAUAUUUGCACUCGUUAUUUACAACGCGUACGCUGGUUUCAUCACGUCAAUACUGUCAGUACAAGCUGCGGGUAUCAAGUCAUUGGCGGACCUUCUCUUCAACAACUACAAACUCGGGUACAGCGGAAACGACGACGAGUACAUACGGAAUGCGAACGACAGUAAUCUGCGUGAGCUGUACAUCAAGGCUUUCAACGGACGCGAGGCUGGGGUAGACACCACUUCCGGUCUGCAAAAAGCUGCGAAAGGUGGUUACGGAUUUUUCGUGAGUGCAAGAUUGGCUCGGCGAGCUCUCCGCACGACUCUUCUUCACAAUCGAUGCUCCCUCAAGGAGCUCGUGAUUCCCCAGACCUUCACAGUCGUCGCCUUACCAAUGGCUCACACCUGUCCCUACAAGAAGAUCAUCACUCAUAGCAUAAUGCGUAUAAGCGAGGUUGGAGUGUUGAGCCGAAUAAGCGAGAGGAUGUUGCCUAGAAUGCCGCAGUGCGAGGCCCCGACAACCUUCCACAGCGCUCGUCUGGCCGACGUUUACUCAGCAUUCGUCAUCCUCGUUACCGGCGUGAUAACAGCCCUUGCUUUAGGAAUUUUCGAACGAGUUUGGAGCCAGCGAAAAUCGGUUCGUCAAAAAUUGAUCCGAGCGAUCCACGUUCAUCGGCGAGAAGGCCAAAGCCAUGGCCAAGCAAACGAGGUCGCAUCUACGUCUCGGAAGAAGCUCGACGCUCUUGUUACCGGACACGAUAACUUUGAGGAGUCGGAAAGCGAGGUGUCCCAUGAAUAUGGGCGACGUGUUUUCACCUCCAGUGCUGCUAUCGGAUCACCGAGAAUCGACUUACAAGGAACAACCGCCGUCGGGGAUUUUUCCAUCGCAGAUAGACUUCGGACUCGCGGGAUAUUCCCGACUCCGAAUAUCGUUAGACCGCCUGGUUUUUCAAGCCUUAAAAUAUUCUCACCCAGGAGACGAGGCGACGUCGCAUUUUCCCCUGUGGACAACCAGGUAGCCCCUGGUAACGGGAAUCGGGAACCCGUUAUUCCGUUCCAUUUUUUUAUCCAUUACUUAAUCAUUGUUAUCACGUUCAAUCGACUGACCUGUUCCGCCACCGCGAGACACAAACCGCAGCGAAUGCAUGCUGAUGAAAAGCGUACGUCGACAGGAGCACAAGAGGAAAGCGCAGGAAGUUUCACAGCACAGUUGAUGAAAGCACGUGAUUGGAAUUUGUCAAACAGCAACCAGAUUAAAAAUGUCAAUGUCAAUGAAGAAAGUCCUAGCCUCAGCAAAGAAGGUUAUGCAUCCGAACAGUCGAAAGUCGAUAGCAAUAACAAAAAAGACAAAAAGAAUAACAAACAGGGAAAAACUGAAACUUGGAAAUGCCAUGAAGCAGAAUUUAAUCGGUGAAAAAAUGCUGUGGAUACAGGAAAAUAUGUUGCCUGACGUCUCCCCUUAUACCCCACAACUCGCUGAUGAGUUGCUCAAGAAGUACAUGGCCCGUCACGAUAAAGAAUUGGAGCAGAUAAAUAUCAAGCAUUCGAUCGGCGGCAGAAAAAACAGGCAACACGCUAGCAGGGAGGACAUAUUACGCAUGACUAAGAAGAAUGAGGAAGCG